AUGUUGAAACCGUUCCAGAUUAGAGAUCUUCAUCGAUCUUCAUCCCAAGAUGAUCUCUCUGGAUCUCUUAAUCUUAAUCCUACGUCUGUAGAAGACCGUCUGACUCGGCCUCAGGGCAUUGUCCGGCUGUCUGCUACAGAGUAUGAUGAAUUAGCGAUAAAUCAUCCAAGAGCCCGUCUUACAUACAUCGAUAAUGACGAUGAUGAUGAGCUCAUCACGGUUGGGUCCUCUCUGGAGCUCUCCCAGCGUCUGGAAGAACCUGUUGACGCCUCGGUCCUUUCACAACCAACGCUGCAAUCGAUCACCCCUGAACCAAUGCAUAUAUUCGACAUUCGGCGGUCUAAUUCUGUGAAGAAUCUGUGGAAGAAGUUUGAAUAUCAGCCCCAGUUAGAAGACCGUCAGAAUAAGAAUGAAAUCGGCGCCGGAUCUGCAACUACGGGCACUCCUCAGUCGAAGGAUCAAGAGAUAUCUAGCUCCAGUCGCGAGAAUCCUGGCCCUGCUACAACUGCUGAUCCAGAGCCGCUCUUAGCCGCUUUCGAGGUUGAGAUGGCCAAGAUCUUGAGUGCUACUGAAACCGUGCGUGACGGUAACGAUCAGCCUGAGCCUCCUGUUGAGACGCCAACAAGAAGGGGUUCGGAUCGACGUCAGUGUCCAAGCGAUGCCUUGUUACAGGCUCUACAAAACCUAGUGGACGGUGCCGAACUGAUCAGUGCUGGUGUGAGGUCGAGGCUGCCUGAAUUUGAGCGGCAGUUACAGAAUGUUCAACGCACUCUUCCUGAACAUGUUGGAUCUUCAGUGCAGGUAGCCCUCGCAGCUCUGGAUAGCCAGGCGAGGAGCCUGGUCCAAGCCCUCAAUAAUGCAUCGGCUGUGGGGGGACAAAGAGCAGGUAACCUUUUCCAAAAUGAACUUCCUACACCCGCUGCAACUAUGGAGGGUCUGCGUAACAUGGCAUCUGAACUUGGCAACAUGGGACACACGUUGUUUGAAGCCUUCGAAUCCGAGUUUAGAUGCAGUACCUCGAGAGACCAAGGUCAACAUGCUCCUGGAGAAAACACCCGGGGGCCUGUCUCCGGAUUGCCCCAGCCAACCGAGUCCGCCACUAGCGCCCCGGAAAAUAUUACGGCAACAAAAUCUGAAGCUCAACGGUCCGCAUACUGCGAAAACGCGAAAGAGCCACCCAGCACGGAGACACGGGAUGCUCCAUCGACACAUAUAGAAUCACGGCAAGGCUCACUCGGUGAAGAUAGAUGGCCUGCGUCUCAACUUAGGCGGAAUGACGACGGAGCACCGGCAAAUGAGGCAGUAAGCCACCCUGGACAUGAGUCGCCCUUUUCUUCCACACUUAGCGCUGCCGGAACGUCUUUAUUCAUUGGGAAUGUGGGAUUCGGCGUUCAUGAAGCAAUGAUCCACGAUGUUUUUGCUUCCAAGGGAUUCUUAGUCGAUGUAUAUUUGCCGCUAGAUGCGGAGACGGGAAGACAUGCAGGUUUCGGUUACCUGCAUUUCCCUUCCACUCAUGCAGCAAAUGCGGCAUUGGAUGCUUUGCAAGGAGCUCAUAUCGAUGGUCACUCAAUUAAUCUUGAGAUCAGUGAUCACUCCCCAAUCACAACACUGCACACAGCGCAAGGCCAGGAAGAGGCUUCUAACCAGCCAUCGGAGCUUCAGUCCUCUUCUAUUACACCGGCUGAAGCGAGGCAGGUGUCUGAAUCUCAAAUAAGCGGAGCACAACGUGACUCAACGAGUGACCGUAGAGUGGCACCCCUGGCCGUAGCGGACCUCUGCUCGGCCGAUAAUCGUCAUUUGAUGACUGAGACGUCUUCUAGCGAUAGCAGUUUGGUCAGCUCCUCGCUUUUAGACACGGAACGACUGAACACGCUAUAUCCUUCGCUCCUGCCAGAAGGUUCCCCUAGAGUGAGCAACGACUCAUCUACGCAACUCCCUGAUCCCAGCCGCGAGCUGGAGGGACGCCGGUUUCCACCGGUGUCACAACUAGAUGCGCACUUUCUGGCCGAACAGCGUGGCGCGGCAGAAUCAUCGAAUGACACGCCUACUCCUGGGCCCAGAUCGACUCCCAGGGGAUGUUUCGGUGGUGCGAGCCAUGGCAGUUCGAGUGGGUCCGCACCACGCAGCCUUCCCGGCGCAUUCCCGCAAGUCUCGCAAGAUAGUCUCCAACCAAGCCCAGGGACUGUGAGGUCCUCCCAUCCUUCUCGAAGACACUUGGGUCCGUGGGAUUCGGUACAAACAGACAAGGCUCCUGAUGCUUCCAGGCCAUUAAGGCGAAGAGCUACCGAACGCCAUUCCCUUCGGGAUAGCCGACAAAUAAGCUCAACAAGUACGUUCAAUAGGCCAUCACAUCGCAACAAUGCCACACCACGCCCAAGCACGUCUACUGCUGAGAGUGGCGCUGUACGGCAACGCAGUAUUGAUGACUGCGUGUCUGCGCUGGCCAGCUUAGGUUAUGGAAGCGCCGAAGAGGGCGGACUCCAGAGAAUUGCCGUGUAUGCAGCAGCAGUGGAUGGCAGGGUAUCCGAUGCCAUUGAGAUGAUUGAAGAAGAGCGCAAGGCUUAUGAACAAGGAUCAAGGAGGUGA
Aspergillus alliaceus is the source of this 2586-nucleotide messenger RNA. RefSeq names its product RNA recognition motif domain-containing protein. The coding region runs from base 1 to 2586 and encodes 861 amino acids. The transcript has 4 exons. Gene Ontology annotation, molecular function: RNA binding. Lineage: Eukaryota; Fungi; Ascomycota; Eurotiomycetes; Eurotiales; Aspergillaceae. The record is from RefSeq and is a predicted model, not a curated record.